GUCAAACAUCAUUUGUAAUCGCAUUUACGAUGUAAAGAGUCUGGUGAAAUUGUUUUGUACUUAACUACUUAGUAUUUUUAGUGUUUGUUAUUGUUUACAACAGUUUUGCUCGUGGAAUGUUUAUAAUUUACAAUAAAUAAGUAUUAGGCAAAGUGAAAUUAUGACGACGAAUAUAUUUCGUAAGAUAAUGUUAGCAGGAUAGGUAACUCAAAGUGUGUACUCCGUUUUCCAAGUUUAGUGUACAAAAAAUUGGAUUUUAGCUGACCGUCCAGGCAAAUCCGCGUGACCCAAUACCGCCGCAACAAUGUUUGAGGGAGCCGUCGCCGGCAUCCUGAACCGGCUGCUGGGCAAGUACGUGCAGGACCUGGACACGGAGAACCUCAACGUGGGCAUCUUCUCCGGCAACGUCAACCUCACUGACCUCAAGCUCAAGCCUGAAGCCUUGUAUGAAUUAGAUCUUCCGAUCGAUGUUAAAAUCGGCACCAUCGGUCGCAUCAACCUCCAGAUCCCGUGGUCCGGCCUCUACACUCAACCUGUGGUAGUCAACAUCGAAGAUGUCCUAAUCCUCGUGGGUCCAGCUAUCUCCAACAGCUACUUCGAUCCAGACAGAGAGAAAAGACUCAUGAGAGCCGCCAAGCGGAAGAUCUUGCAAGACCUAGAAGCAGAGAGCGAGAUCUUGAAAGGACCACAGAAUUUCUUCGAGAAUCUGUUUACGGCUAUUGUAGAUAAUCUGCACAUUUACGUAAGGAAUGUUCAUAUUCGUUAUGAGGAUUCUAUCAGUUCGAAAGACGGACCGUUGGCUUGCGGUCUUUGCCUCCAAAGUCUUUCGAUUGAGACUACCAAUAGUAAAUGGAAACCAUGCGUGACUCCACCUAACGCAUCAACGGUCUACCAGAUGAUGCGUAUUGAAUCAUUGUCCUUUUAUUGGAAUCCAACGGCUACUGCUUUGGAUGACAACGAGACAGCCCACAUCACACCCAUACAGUAUUAUAACUGGAAGCAUUAUAUGCUGACUGGUCUGGACAAGUUCUCCAUGCAUCAUGAGGAUUUUGAAUUCCUGCUGAAACCAGUAACUUCCAAAGUGAAGGUCAUCAUCAACCGGUCUGGCGAAGCUCGGGUGCCUCGGCUACUGCUGGACGCCGUGCUUCAAGACAGUGCUCUGCAGCUCUCCAGGAGGCAAUACUUGUCGAUAGAUAACCUCCUGGCAUCGUUUGCUAGGAUCAAAUUGAAUAGAAAAUAUCGGCAUCUCCAUCCGGGCGUUCCACUUUCGAAGGACGUGAAGAAGUGGUGGCGUUACGCUUACAAUGUAGUCGUUGAGCAGAGAGUUAGGCCUUAUACUUGGGCGGCGGUGAAGAAGCACAGAGAAAACUAUAAUGUCUACAAGAAGGUCUACAAGAGCACCCUGAGGAGUCCCAAUGAUACCGAGUUGAAGCUGGAUUUGCAGAAGUGCGAAGACAACUUGCCUAUAAUAUCCGUCGUCAUUGCUAGAGAACAGGCUAAAUUUGAACUUCUGUCACAAGAACCCGACAGGAUUGAAGUAGUUGAGAGUGAAUUUGAUUGGUGGAAGCCCACUAGUUCGGAUUCCGAAAGUGAUGCUGAAGAGAAGACCCAUGUUGAGCUGUGCGUCAAAAGUGAGCGCUCCAAGAGUCUUUGGAGUCAUCUCUCCAGCCCAGAGAAGAAGAAAGUUUGUGAGCUAAUCGGUUUUGUGGAGGGAGAGAAAAGACCAGACAAGUCCAAGCAAUAUAUUGAGCAUAAACUAAAUCUGACGUUAGCCAACUGUUCCUUAACACUGAUGAACCGCAGUAAAGAAGUACUGGUUGUUACCCUGACGCAGUUUCUGGCUUCGUUGGAAACGAGACCCUCGGCGAAAGCGUAUAAGUUAUCAGCUAGAGCAGAAAGCAUAGUUAUAGAAGGUGCCACAUCUGAUGGCGAGUUGGUACCUCUUCUAAGCGCGGAACGUGGCCAAGCACCGACAGGAGCCAAUAAUAUCUUAGCUGUAGACUUCGAGAGGAAUCCUUGUAGCACUGUGGAAGCCGAUUAUGGACUCUGUGUGUUGAUGGAGCCGGUGGAGAUACUGUAUAUCGAGCACGCGUUCACGGAGCUGAUAAACUUCUUCCAAACCCACUCGAUGUCGGCCGAGGAGUUGUCUGAAGAGUUCCACGCAGCCGCGGCGGGCGCGGCGCGGGUUAGCCGCGCGGUGCUCGCGUAUGCCGUCAGUCGACGGAAACUGUUCCAAGUCAACGUUGAUAUCAAAGGGCCUUGUAUCGUCCUGCCUGAAUAUGGAUGUGUGCACAAAUCCGGGCGUGUGGUAGUGCUUGACAUAAGCCGCAUCAUAAUAAAGUCGGACUUGCAGCCAUCCAACCUGAUGCUUGAGGAUGCCACUUGUAUGGAGCUUGAAGAGCGCUUGUAUGACAGAUUGCACGCUGAAUGUAAUCUGCAGGUUUUGUUUAGCGAGUGGGACGAGCCUUGGCGGGAACAACGCAAGCAUGCUGAUUCGGAACUACACCUGAUUCCGAAGAUCAAAGCACAAGUGGUCUUCUCUAACAGCAUAAAGAAAGACUAUAAAUUAUUGCCAAGAUACAAAUUGAAUAUAUCCCUAUCGAGCUUGAAGCUGAACCUCUCGGAUCGUAUCAUAAGCCUUCUCCUAGACUUCUGCGACAAUUUGCCUAUACCUGUACCCAACACGGUCCCAGUGUCAUUUAUGGACUCGGGAGACUACGUUGAAGACGUGGAGGAUCCUGAGCUGAUGGAGCUGUUCCAAAUGGACACGGUGAACGCAGACCCGGGGUAUAAGGAGCUGGUGAAUCUAAGGCAGAAGAUCGUCAACGCAUACUUGAGUCGGCAUAGGGCGGCCGAGUCGACGUACGACAAAGCAGGCGCUCGCCUAGGCUUCCAAGAGAGUACGCAGGCAUUCGUGUCCUCAGAGCACAGCGACGAAGAUAUGGAAGUGUACGCCCGAUCCGUGGACCUACCCGGGUUCGACGACAACGUUUCGCCGAGCAACAACAUCAACAUGCUGCUGAGGUUUAUAAUCGGUGAGGUGGUGAUCAACGUAUCACGGUCUACGGAGCAAGUGGACCGGCCGUACAUAAUGCUGAUCAUCAGCAAGGUCUGCCUGGACGUGGCCCUGAUGCAGUACGGGCCUGCCGUCCAGCUGUCCAUCGCGCAGGCACUCCUUACGGACAAACAGCACCACAGCAUCAACGGACAAUACCUCGAGUUGCUGACCAGCUCCGGGGAGCUAUUCAAUCUACUCUAUCGGAAGGUUCGAGCGGACUGUCCCGAGUUCCGUUCCCACUUCCACAGUGUGGAACAGUCUCUAGUGCUGGACACUGGACCUGUUUCGUUUCUACUACAUGCGCUUGCACUGAACACACUCAUCAAGUAUCUGCAGUACGUGAGCGACAAAAUUCAAAAUCGCCACUCUUUGAACGUAAAGAAGAUAGUGGUGCCCAAAACAAACUCCCUGUGGAACUACCUAAUGAAGCCCGAAUUAGAUCCACCAGUGCCUUCUGGGGCUACCAAAUUCAGUUAUUCGGUCAGGGCAUCUUCGAUAUCUCUUAAGUUGUGUCACUUAGACUGCGCUCUUUUGGAAAUGCGACUAUCGGGAUUGGAGAGUGACUGCGUGUUUAGAGCCAAUGACCGCUGCAUUUUCCGACUAUAUCUCAGUUCUCUGCACCUGGACGAUAUGUCUGACGCCACUUUAUAUCCAAAGCUCGUAUGGCCGGACGAGGACAAGGUGCUAGAGAUCAAGUACGUACGCGCAGCUCCGAGAUAUUACGGCGAUGAGAAACAACUCAAGGCGCACGGGGAGUUGCGCAUAUACGUGGGCAGGCUGCAUGUAGUCCUGUUUUACUGUAUUCUGCACCAUCUCCAGCAAUUUCUAGAACCUCUAAUACCGAGUACAGCGGCGGGAGAGGCCGCGGCUGUCGCUGAACGGACUGCGCAUAAACAUGCCGAAGGUCUGAGGACUUGUUCUGCGAGACUUAACUUGGUCAUCGAGAUACACGCACCUGUGUUGUUGUUACCUCAAAAACCUUCGUCUCCCAAUUUACUGGUCCUAAAUAUGGGUGACCUGACAAUAGAGAACUUUUUCAAGCAAGUGAACGCGGGUCAGGAGGUCAGCAGUCCCGGUCAGAGUCCUGUCAUUGACAACAUAUUGGUGAAGCUUGUCAACAUCACGUUGUCGCGUGCCGUUAUGACCCUUGCUGGUACACUUGAGGUUCAAGAGCCAAUCUUAGAACCGGUCUCAGCUCGCUGCGAUAUGAAAAGAGCUGUUGGAUACACACAACUAGCUAGUGGCAGCAGUAACCGUGAGAUAUUGGCAUUGGAAGCGGAUGUCAUUAUUGAUAGUGUUCUUAUGAACAUUGGAUCGAAAGACUUGGCUACAAUGCUGGCUGUGUGGAGUGAUAAUCUCAGCGAAGGGCAUUAUAUAGGAAGCAUAGUUCCAAGUUCUCCUGUAGAAAUGGCUCCAACAGAUGUGUCGGUAAAAAAGUUGCAAGCAUUUUUAGCACAAGGAGAAGUGAUUAGGAAAGAAGCCGUUUUGAGAUUCACCCUCGACGGCGUAGAGUUGAAACUGUUCUCUGACAUGGACGAAGUGUUGAGCUCUCCUGUCCGCGACCUGAACCACGGGCUGGCGAAGCUGACGGCCGGCGAAGCUACAGUACAACUGGACCAUUACUCCGAUGGAAGCAUCGAGAUGAGGGCCAGUCUGCAGAGCCUGCUCAUUGAAGAUAUCAGGCCGGACCCUACUAUUGUCAUAAAGAAGAUCUUCCAAUGCCAAGGCGGUGCGACUCGAGCGUCGUGCGGUAUUAGCGUUCGCCGACCGCCGCUCAUAGACUGUAGCGUGCGCGUGUCACCCGCCCCGCGACCCGCCGCGCAGCUAGACGUGCGCGUGGACCGCACGCGCGCCAACCUCGCGCCCGCCUUCCUGCUGCAGCUGGCGCGCACGCUGCUGGACGCCGUGCCGGGUGAGAAAGUGUUAGAAGGCGGUGUGGUGAACCACGGGUAUGUGGGCGAGCCCGCCGCCCGCCCCACCGUGCGCCCGCCCUCUUGCAGCGAAUCCAGUGGAUACUAUUCCGCAGCGACAUCAAUAGCCGAGGAAACUCCCGGUCUGUCCAUAUCGAUCCAGUUCCGUCAGCCGGAGGUGAUGUUCUUCACGGACCUGAGCAAGAACGAGGGUCACGCGCUGCUGCUACGAGCUGAGCUGAUGGUGGAUUACUCCAGCCACUGCAGCUCGGAGAACCUGGUCGUCUCCUUAGCUGGACUGCAGGUGAUGUCGAAACUGCAAUCCAAGUUGAAGAAUUUACCACCACAGCCGGUAUUGAAGCCGUGUGACGUGGAAUUCUCCAAGAGCUUUAAGAACGUAGAGGAAGGAGUGAGAGUGAAGCUGACCGUUUCAGAAGUGGAAGUGCAUGUUGCUGCCACUACUGUUCACACGGUCAUGGAUAUCAUCGAAGAAAUUACAACAGAAUUAACGAUCCCAGAUGAGAAAGAGCCUUUCAAUUUUGCAACCUAUCAUCCCAAAAUGGAGAAGCAGGACGAAGACCUUUGGUCUCCGAAGAAACUGACGCCAUACGUAAUGAUGAACACGGAGGACAGUUACGUGCAGCCGCAGUAUCCUAGUGUGAAGCCUUCGGAGACGCUGCUAGUGUCCAUUCCAAGUAUCAGGAUUUUAUUGGAGAUUGAGCAUACUGAAAGAGUACCGGUGCUGAUGAUGAAGCUUUCCAGCGAGAUGAUGCUUCACGACUGGUCUCGACAGCUGCACGGCAGCGCUUCCCUAACUGCGGUCGCGAGCUGUUACAACGAACGCCUCGACGUUUGGGAACCGCUGAUAGAGCCGGUGGUCGUCAACGAGAAUUUGCAACGACCUUGGGAGUUGACAGCUACUAUCUUCCAGGCAAAAGCUUACCCCAUGUCAUCAAAGCUCGACACAUCCAUCCAACCAGACGCCGAAGACUUAUCCUCCUCCGAGCAAACGAAAAAGCCUAAAAAGAAGAACGAAUUCGAGUCAGAAACCUCAGCUGACGAAUGCGACACUGAUAACGAAAUGACGUUUAUAAGGAAUCCGAACGGUAGAGAGAGCAAACACUAUAGCGUUGACUUCAGCGCUGGGAACAUGUCGCUACUGGGAGCUCUGGACGUUGACGAAUCCGAUUCUGAGAACGAGAAUGGCCUCAUGGAUAAGCUGGCGACGGCUUUCGGACAUCUGUUUAACGAUGAUUCAAGCGGUGAUGAUGAUCAAAGCAAUGACGAAGAUUCGUCAGCUCCAGAGCAAACAGAAGUAGAUGCGACCGACAACGAGGAUAAUGACAAGGCGGUGUCGUUUACGGACGGAGAUCAUAAGAUCAAGAAGGAUGCGGAGCACAAGACGGUAACACUACAGGAACCGAUCCGCGAGGACAGCGUCGACUCUGGCUUGGAGACGGAAAGCUUCCAAGAGCGUUUGUGCACCUACCUGAUCUUGGAGGCGAAGCAAGCGCUCAACGUGACGAUCACUCCGGCCGGGGCCCGCGCUCUGAUCACAUUGAGCACCGCCUGCAGCGACCGCACCGCCGCCGUCACCGCCAUCGUCACCGCCGUCACCCCCCUCACGCUCGUCAACGACAUCGGUCCUGGUUCUACGGUACAUCUUCGCACUUCCACUGAAACUGACUUGGCGGGAAACGAUCGAGUGAUAGCUAUUGCCGACUACGACGUUGAUACAAGCAGACCCAGUACACCCGGAUGCGACACAUCGGGAGCUGAUCUUUUAGAAGAUGCUGCGAAAGAGUCCAAACCUGAAGUGGCAGACGUCGGUGAAGAUUGGGAUUGCGUGUUCGAGGGGGGGUUCCCGGCGAGCGGCAUGUCUCCGGCGGCGGCGGCGCCCGAGCCCGCGCGCCUGCUGCGCCGCCUCACCGAGCUCACGCUCUCCAUUAGAUUGCACGAAUUACAGCAAUUGACGAUACUUUGUCCGCAACGCAACAUCUCUAAGUUGCACGUACUCCACCCGAGCAAGAACAAUACCCGCUACUACAUCGUCGUGGAGAGAACGUCCAGGUACAACAACAAAAAGAUUGUCGUCAGGUCUCCGCUGCAGAUACGGAACGAGACAUCAUACGCCCUCGAGUUGUUCUACAAGAAGACUGACCUGCAAGCCAUCGGGGCGGACCUGAUUGGCUCCCUCACCAACCCUUUCGACGACAAGAUGCGACUGGCAGUCAUCGCGCCCCAGGACACCUACAACGUGCCCCUGUACAUCGCAUACCACUGCAAACUCUUCCUGCUGCCGUCUAACUUUGAGUCUUACCAGACUGCGACGCAAGGUAUCUGGUGGAUGGAGCUGGCAAACGACUUGGGAACCCCACGAGAUAUGAUCUGCCCCGCUAAGGACGGAGAGGACAACAGGAUAUUCGCUAUGAGGAUACUAACAGUAGAAGGAUGCCAGUCUCACAAAGUGACGCGAGCUAUCCCCAACUAUCUGAUCCGCGUGUUACCGCCGCUGGCGAUAUACAACCGUCUCCCAUACGCUUUGGAACUGUCCUGUCCUGCGUUAGACUGGCGAGUGAGAGUCGAAGCUGGAGAAAGGACUCACAACUAUACGCUACAAUUGACCACACCCCAUCGCCUUACCCUCGACAUUCACUACAUGGGUUUACCGUGGACUGGGAGUUUCACGCUUUCACCAGACGUGAACGAGAAAAACAUAAAUAUGUCGAGCGAGUGCGACAGGGACAGCAACAGGCGGCAGUUGCUCGUGUGCCUCAAGGUGGAGCGGCACGAGUGCUGGCAGCUGCACAUCCACGCACAGCACUGGUUCAUCAACAAGACGGGGCUGCCGUUGCAGCUUAAGGGUCAACACACGGACGUAUGGCACGAGGUGACGGACGAGCCGUUGCUAUGGCGCGCGGCGGGGCGUCGCGGCGGCGGGGGCGCGGGCGCCGCGGGGAGGGAGGCGCGCGUGCGAGUGAGAGCGCAUCACUCGUCCUGGUCGCGUGCGGCCCCGCUCGCUGCUGCCGCGCCUGGGUUGUUGGUGUGCGCGCAUACGGAGCGACGCACGCAUUACCGGAUGCUGCUCAAUGUGACCCUUUCCGAACUUUGCCCUCAACUGACCAAGAUCGUGACUCUCCUCCCAUACUUCCUCGUAUACAAUGACACCCGUCGCCACCUCCGCUUCAUGGAGGAGAACGAAGCGGCUGACCUUUGGAUGGACCUGGCCCCGCAGCAGUGCGCCCCCUUCUGGCCGCAGACCGACUCCAUGAUGAUGCACUGCAAGUUCCGGGACUCCACUGUCGUGUCGCAGCACUUCCCCAUCACAAAGAGCCACUUCACCGUACUCAGAAUGGAUAAAGGGUCGGCGAUCUGCGUGGAGGUGACAGGGGGUACGGACCGGCCAUUCACGAUCACUUUCAAGCCGUACGCGGCGGGGGACGCGCCCGUACGCAUCGACAACCUGUGCGACGACUUGUUCCUUAAGCUGCAUCAGGCCGACUCGGGACAGGUUGCGCUACUGAGUCCAUACCAGUCGAUGCUCUAUACCUGGGACGACCCGGGCAAGGAGAGGAUGCUGUACUGGAAUAUCUACAAUAACAAGGGCAAAGGAUUCGUCGCUGACUUUGCCCAAGACGGAUUUGGUGAAGAAAAAGUCAGUUUCCAGUCUGUGAAGCAUUCCACGUUAGUAGCAACGAGCAGCGUCACCUCAAAACUAUCUUCGACCCUCAAACGCUUAACACCCAAAUCUCCAGAGCCAUGCUCCUCAAGUAGUGACGAUUCCGACAGCUCAGACCCACCCGAGAGCCACACGAAAGCCAAGAAAAUGAGGAAAGAUAAAGUGAUCGUUUACUGGAUUUCCUACAUGGAAGGUUAUCAAAGAGUCUUCGCUUUAGCACAAGACGAAAGAAUAGCUUACCAAUACCGAAUGAGAAUCAAUUCGGAGAGAACCAAUUACGAAGUUUACAUGUCCCUGUCAGGCCUCAGUCUAUCUGUUUGCGUGCAGAACAAUAACAACGUAAAGGAAUUGGCAUACACGAGUAUAACUGACUCCCUGCCGCGAUGGGAAGUGAACGUCAGUAGGAAAUGGAAGCAGCUAUCGCCCGAUCUGACAGCCUGGAUUGAGGACAAAUACCAAACGGACCAGAAGAAGUGCCAACUCAAAGAGUACAUAGACAUCGACUUGGAAAAAAUGCAAAUGACCAAACCUUUCUUCUCGGAGUUGCGAAGGAUUUAUAAUCCCGGCGUUUGGUUGCAGUUCCGCAAAUCGGACACACACUCAUACUUCCACAUGAAGGUGCAGAGGUUCCAAAUAGACAAUCAGUUACACGAAGCAGUGUUCCCGAGUGUGAUGUAUCCAGCUCCGUUGCCAGCUGAAGCAAGAUCGAGCAGGGGACUGAAACCUUGCCUCGAAUUCGAAGCUUUGAAACAGCACAGGCCUAGUCUAAACCAAGACGUUUAUAAGCAUGUGAAAGUUUUAGUUAGAGAAUUCUGCGUAAAUUUGGAUAGAGGAUUCGUGAAUCAUGUAUUCGAUAUUUUAAACCAUUGGAAGAUUGAAGAGAAGCCAGCGGUUAGAUUGCGAGCUGAUUUAGCUCUAGUUCACAUGCCUUUACCUAUUAUAGCGAUAAAGAGUCAGACGACAGCGCAGAGGAACGUCGUGUUUGAAUACGUACACCUGUCCCCUAUAAAAGUGGUGCUCAGUUUAUCAUCGAGAGGUUAUUUGGCUGAAACAAAUAGCCCGAGUCGAUCGAGAUUCGGAAACAAAAAAGAAAAUAGGCCUAAAUUGUUCAACAGUGAUUUGUUGGAGUAUUUGUUUAAUUCCUGGGGUUCUUCACUCUGUGAUAUGAAAGAUGUAGUUUUAAGAAUGGCUUAUCUGGAGCUACGCAACGCUCCAAUCACAAUCCCGGCUCUAAUGGACAUGGCGUCGCGCCACUACUGGACGCAGCUGGUGCAGCAGUUCCACGUGCUGGUGCUGGGGCUCAACAUCCUCGGGAACCCCUACAGCGUCAUAGGAGACUUCUCGAAAGGCAUGAGGCAGUACUACGAACCUUACCUCGGUGGUAUAGGUGCCCGUGCGAUGGACAUCAGUAGACGGGUCGGGGAAGCCGCGGCGGCCAUGUUGGGCCACAAAGCGAGCGCCGGCGCGCAACAACUGUUCCAAGCCACGCCGCGCGUGCGCACUACGAGUAAGAGAUCCGAUUUAUGUCGAGAGGCUGCGCGCGCGUCUCUGUCCCGUCAACUUGGCGCUAACAACGCUGAGAAUGCCCUGAAAGCCUGCGUGGAGAGAAGUGGCGGAAGGCUAGUGGCACGACAACGCUUACCUAGGCAUUGCACUUUGAUAGAAGGCGUCACUCCAUACUCUCAGCACGCGGCGCUAGGGCUGCAGCUUUUGACUCUACUCGGGCGAGGACAUUACGUUGACACAGACGUUUAUAUUGCGCACGCGCAUCUGGGGCCAAAGUCUAAUUGCACGCUGCUGAUAUCCACACAACACAUAUUCAUGGUGCGCGCGGGCAGCGGCGGGUCGUGGCACGCGGAGUGGGCGGUCACCAUCGAUGACGUCAUCGACUCGCCGGCUAUACAGGGUGACCGGCUCGUGCUCAACAUCAAGCAGGACGAAAUGGUGAACUAUUUCUCGACAGAUGAGAAAGUCAUCGAAGUAUCAGAUCCCGAAAUUCUGACCUGGCUCAAGUCCAAAAUAGAAACUGCCCUAAUCCUUUCAUUAGAGGACAAGCGAUGCCCUAAUGAAUAACAACACACGGUGACUGUUAACAAAGACCAAAUACCGAUAGACGAAAAGACUUAACCCAUCUUCUUAUAAAUCGUAGACUAACUUGAUCUGCAAGAAUCCGAGCACGAUGCCAAAAUUCUCAUUUCUUUUAAAUAGCAACGCCAUCUUUUUAUACAAGCUUAAUAAGACCCACCUUAUGGUAAGCGGCAACCAUAAACUAUAAAAGCUUACGAUGCCAAAGAGAAUCAAUCCUGCGUUGUCUACUCAGAUCCCAUGCUGAAGUCAAAGCUUGGCACUCAAAUUCAGAAUAUGGGAAAUCUGAUGGUCCCAACCUUUCUUGACUUCUUAGAAGAUAUUCUUAGGUUAUAUCGCUUAGCUGAUGAAACACACCAUUUAAGAACUACAACUGAAAUAAGGGGACAUAAAAAAAAAGAUAUAACUCUCAGUAUUUUGAGUCUGGAUAACGUAUUAAAACGUACAGGAAAACUUAGUAAUAAGCUGUUGUUAAUGUUAAAAUAGAAAAAUGAAAUAUUGUAGCUAAUUGUAAUCAAUGUAAUUGAGUGUUUAACAAUCUUCAAUUUUAUGUUCGUCAAUUCGUCCAUCUUGUGGGAAACAACAACAUGGCGGGCCCGGACAUAUCAAUCGGCAAUUGAUUUGUUUUAUUGUUUGUGGACAAUAAAUAUCUUACUUGUACUUUGUAAUAAUUUUUCACGUUUAAUAUUUACAAUGUUCGAACAAUUAAUGCGUAUUGAUUAUCAGCCAUUCCUGCAUUAAAAUCAUGUUUUUUUCUCUCAUUGUGUGUUACAUCUUAUUGAUCUCCUAAUCUAGUCAUUUGACUAGAUAAUUAUUUUAUAGGAUUUACACAUCGUUACGAUUACGUUGUUAUGUUGCUGCUUGUGAUAGUUUUUAAGAGAUUUAUUAAUCCCGCGCGUGAACAUCGACAGAGUUAUAAUUUUAUAAUGUUUUUAAGUAUAUUUUGCAAUACAUAGGUACUUUUAAUUAUAUUUAUUAAUAUAAUUAAAUACGAAUAAACGCACAUUAAGCCAUUGCUGAUUAUUUAAAAUACAGAAACAUUCUAAACUAUAUUUUGAAAUUGUUGGCGCCCAACGUGUAACUUUCAAACGUUUUUUUUUUUAGUUAUGAGCGUUCAAAACGUCACAAUUAAAACAUAGCUUCCUUACAUUUAUCUUAAACUGUUAAAUGUUUGUGUGCAUACUAUAGUAAACAGUGCAAUUUUCUAGCAUUGCCUCAUCUUUCAUAUAAAAUUUUAAUGAUAUACAUUAGCUAGCAUUAAUGAAUAUUGAGAGUAUUUUCAUAUGUAAUGGAUUCGCUUACACGUUAUUCUACUAUGUUAUUGAUGUCUAUGUUACGUUAGGUAUAUUAAGGACUCAUUUUUGUUGAACGUUCUUCAGUACUGAAAUCGGCUGCUUAUAAUUGAGAGAUAUUAAUUUUGCCCUUAUUAGCUAAGAGUUUUUUCAUAGCAUAAUACAUAUUGCAUUAAUACCAAAUACUUGUCCAUUUGUGCAAUCGGGACCACAAAAGAGGGUGGAAUUUGGUAUAAUUUUACUACAAUUAUCGCUCUUAUAGUCCUCGUCUCAUCAUUAUGCCUAAACAGUAGGGCACGGUAUUCCUAAACAUUUCUAAACUUUGUUAAAUCAGUUUUUAUAUUUUUUGUAUUUAUAGUCAUAAUUUUUAUAUCAUUUACAUUUGUAAUGGAAAGUGACUUCAUGAGUUA
Molecule: messenger RNA, 12434 nt
Organism: Chilo suppressalis (striped riceborer)
Lineage: Eukaryota; Metazoa; Arthropoda; Insecta; Lepidoptera; Crambidae
Source: the annotation of a GenBank genome assembly